AUGAGGAUAGGGGCGGUUCGGGAGAGUUGGCUUGUUCGGAAUCCGGUACUUCCUCCGGCGAUUCCGGGCUUACUUCGCCGGAGUGGAAAGCCACAGCUCUCGUUUCCACUCCCGAAAAGGUUGUUUCGUGGUGUGGUUCUGGCGGUUCAGGGAGGGAGAGGAUACCAGUCUCCAUGGGAUGAAAAACCCUAUGAAACUCUUCCAACUGGUAAAAGAGUUUACGUUGAUGAAUCUGAUGUCGUGACGUUUCUUGAUCCACCCAAGGAGUUGAUUCCGUUGGACCCUGCUUCAUAUAAUCCAGCUGCUUAUCUCUGGAAAAAGAUUGAAGAUAUCCCGGAAGAGAGGCGCCACCGUUUGCUGCAAUUGGUAGAGCCAAGGCUUAUAUCAAGAGCGUGGGAAAUAGCAGGCGCUCGUUAUGAUGAUCCAAAGUUAGCUAAAAUGACUGCAUCCAAGAUUUUCUCUACUGGAGAUGGUGAAGUUUCACUUGAAUACUUUCACUGCCGAACAAGCCAGGGUCCACUAAUCAUAUCUUGGAUAAAUUCCUUCAGGAUGGCUGUGUUUUCCUCCAACAACGGCCAAAUCUAUGGGCAUGUUUGUGGUGGACCGAUAGUUUCAACCCUCGCCGAUGCUUUCAGUCCACUAUACUUUGAGGUUAAUGAAGCUAUGGAAGUUAUGGCUACAGAAGAGCCGUGCGACAUAGCAUGCACAUUUGGUGAUGGACUCCUUGAUAUCGAAGAUUACCCACAAGGCUUCCCUCGACCAGCGAAGCAUCCGUAUCCAUUCAACGACAGUGUGGUGAUCUACAUACGACAUAUAGGUCCUGGUGUAUGCGUAGGACAGGCGUGGCAAGAAGGUAAAGAGCUGCAACAAGUUCCUCAAAGAUUAUGCUCCGACAUUCUUAUGGUCAAACAAUACAAUUGA
Molecule: messenger RNA, 921 nt
Organism: Microthlaspi erraticum
Lineage: Eukaryota; Viridiplantae; Streptophyta; Magnoliopsida; Brassicales; Brassicaceae
Source: the annotation of a GenBank genome assembly